Molecule: messenger RNA, 1846 nt
Organism: Ailuropoda melanoleuca (giant panda)
Lineage: Eukaryota; Metazoa; Chordata; Mammalia; Carnivora; Ursidae
Gene: KHK
Product: ketohexokinase
Exons: 8
Coding region: 723-1619 (298 amino acids)
Biological process (GO): fructose metabolic process
Molecular function (GO): ketohexokinase activity
Source: RefSeq, a predicted model, not a curated record
GCGGAGAGAGGCGCCGGCUGCUUAGGGUCCCGGCCCGGCGCUCCUCCCCCCCCGAAUGCCCGUUCCGCCGCCGUCCGCCAGGGGGCCCUGGGAGCCGACUCCCGUCACGUGACCGCCGCCACUCACCUAGCGGCCCCCGCUGCUCCGCGACGGAGGCGGGGCCUCGAGCUGGGAUUGGCUGGACCUCGGGGGCGGGGCGUAGCCGCCGCGACGGCGCGAGCGACGGCUGGGGCUGAAGGGGUCAGGCCGCAGCUGCGAGGCCGUGCCCAGCCCCGCAGCUCUAGGGUCUGGAGUGCGAGCCGCCGGUGCAGGAGAGGGAGGGCCAGGGGGCGCCUUUGUACUGCACUUUUUUUGCAUUCAGGAGAUUGCUUAGCUGCGCUUUAGAGAGGUUUGCAUUAGCUCCGAGCCUGACAAGUGAGGAAACUGAGGCCGAGAAGUGGGAGGCUUUGCCAUUUGCUGGGCCACGCCACCUGCUAAAGGGAAGCCGGGAACCAAGGCCUCGGGGUCUGCGCUCCCAGGCCCGCUUGAAUCCGUGGGCGUGGGGAGCAAGGGACCUGCUCCCCUCCCUCCCGGCUGCGGGAGGCUCCCUGGGGGAGGAGCUCGGGACGCAGAGGAGGAGCCAAAUCAGCCCCAGGAGCAGGGACGCGAUCCUCUGGGAUAAGAGGCAGAGCCCAGGAGGAACCCCGUCAGCCAGGCGGGCAGAAAUCUCUGGGAGCAGCCUCAUGGAAGACAAGCAGAUCCUGUGCGUGGGGCUAGUGGUGCUGGACAUCAUCAAUGUAGUGGACAAGUACCCGGAGGAGGACACGGACAGCAGGUGCUUGUCCCAAAGAUGGCAGCGCGGAGGCAACGCGUCCAACUCCUGCACCGUUCUGUCUCUGCUUGGAGCCCCCUGCGCCUUCAUGGGCUCGCUGGCCCCGGGCCCUGUUGCCGACUUCCUGGUGGCUGACUUCAGGCAGCGGGGCGUGGAUGUGUCCCAGGUGGCCUGGCAGAGCAGAGGGGAAACCCCAUGCUCUUGCUGCAUCAUCAACAACUCCAGUGGCUCCCGCACCAUUGUGCUCUACGACACGAACCUGCCAGAUGUGUCUGCUGCAGACUUUGAUAAGGUCGAUCUGACCCGGUUCAAGUGGAUCCACAUUGAGGGCCGGAACGCAUCAGAACAGGUGAGGAUGCUGCAGCGGAUAGAGCAGCACAACGCCACGCGGCCUCCAGGUCAGAGGAUCCGUGUGUCCGUGGAGGUGGAGAAGCCCCGAGAGGAGCUGUUCCAGCUGUUUGGCUAUGGAGAUGUGGUGUUUGUCAGCAAAGAUGUGGCCAAGCACUUGGGGUUCCGGUCAGCGGGGGAGGCCCUGAGAGGCUUGUACGGUCGUGUGAGGAAAGGGGCUGUGCUUAUCUGCGCCUGGGCUGAGGAGGGCGCUGAUGCCCUGGGCCCUGAUGGACGGCUGCUCCACUCGGACGCCUUCCCUCCACCCCGGGUGGUGGACACCCUGGGGGCCGGAGACACCUUCAACGCCUCGGUCAUAUUCAGCUUGUCCCAGGGGAAGAGUAUGCAGGAGGCUUUGCGGUUUGGCUGCCAGGUGGCCGGCAAGAAGUGCGGCUUGCAGGGCUACGACGGCAUCGUGUGAAUGCCCUGUGGCUCGGGGCGCUGGCUCACACCAGCCCUCCCUGGAGGCUGGCGCCAUCGGCUCCCGGCUAGGCUACCGUUGCCUUCUCCCCUCCAUCCAGCCUGGCAUCUGGGCUGCCCCGCUCCCUCGGCAGAUGCAGGCUGUGUGGGGGUGGGGGACUCCGCCUGGGUCUUGCUGAGCCCCAGAGCAAAUAAAUCUCCUGCCCCAGAGCCGGCUUCCUUCUGCCA